AAGUUAUAUAAAACAGUAUAGAGAAUGGAUGGUUUUGACUUGAGUGUUAACUUGCGCAGUGAUAGGUGUAGUCGCCAGUGAUAAAAAUAUAAAAAAAAAUGUGUGUGGGAAUAUAUAAUAUUUUUGUUAUAUGUAUGCAUUUAUCGGUGAUGUGUUGGGCAUUGCCGAUGCAAAAGUGCAAGAUUGACGAUUCACCAUGCAUGAAGACGGCAGCUCAGAGUAUGGUGCCGACCCUGGCUGCUGGGAUGCCGGAAACUGACAUGGAACCCUUGGACGUGAUGCGAGUGGACACCAUAAAGGUGGACCUAGCUGGAUUGAAACUGGUCAUUAAGGAUGCUGAUAUCAAAGGGCUGAAGAAGGCUACUAUAGACAAAAUAAGCCUUGACAUGGUGAAGAAGGAGUUAAAUUUGAUGUACCAUGCCGAUAUAGUAUUGAAAGGACAAUACAAGGCAUCGGGGCGAUUGCUGAUCCUGCCCAUCAGCGGUGAUGGGGAUACUGUCAUCAAACUAAAAAACUUGCAAAUUGAGAUGAUGAUUCCAUUUGAAAUUAUCAAAGAUGAAAACGGGAAGGACGUGCUCGACCUGAAGAGCUACAAGUUCAAGUAUGACGUGAAAACCAACGUGAAUUUCCACAUGACAAAUCUCUUCAACGGGAACAAAGUCCUGAGUGACACUAUGCAUACCUUCAUGAAUGAGAACUGGAAGGCGCUGUCUGUGGAGUUUGGAACCCCUAUGCUUGAAUCGCCGAACUCCAAAAUAUUUGGGGUCAUAAAGAAGUUCCUUCGAUCAAAACCCUUAGAGGACCUUGUUACGUACUGAGUUAUUGAGCCAUACCAAAAUUAUUACGGUAAAAUGUAUUAUUAAAAAGUUAAGGGUAGAUUUGUUAUUUCAGUAUCAAGUGGAUUAUUAUUGUAUGUAUUUUUUUAAUUAUUAUUUUGUACACCCCUGUCCCACCACCUGUGACCACCAAUGUCGCUUGAGCACCGGCGUAAGUAACUUAUAAUCACAAAUACAUCAAUGUUACUAAAAGGAACAGAGGAGAAAAGAAGUCUCGUUAUUUCAACGUUAUUUACAUUGAAAUGAAAAUUUUUAUAUACCGUAUAUAUCGCAAUAAUAUCAUUGCAUAAUAUUAUUGCAUUGUAACUACAUGGAACAGAGACGCUUUGGUCUAGCUAAUUCGAAUUGAUUUGGGUUUUUCAGAGAAAAAAAAAUAUUUGAUUUUAUUUGCAUUAGUUUUGAGCUUUACUCACUGUUAUUGUAUUUCUCUUUUCAAGCGUAACAUUGUUUUUUUUUCUACUAACACCAUCUGUAUUGAAAACUUUUGGUGUCACCACUACAGUUACUUAGAUAUGUGUAAUACAAAAUAAUAAUCCAUAUAUUUGAAAUUUAUUAUUAAGUAAUUUUAAACUAAAUUGAAGGUGGGCAAAUUUUUCUUGUAGUAAUUAUAUGAGACUGAUAAAUGUACAAAAAUAUGUUAAAAAUAAAUUGGUCGACCAAAGUUAUAUAAAGUUUACACGAUUUUCUAAAAAAGAAAUUGGUUGCCAGUUUCAAAUAAAUAUUUUUUUUGCA
Molecule: messenger RNA, 1568 nt
Organism: Plodia interpunctella (Indianmeal moth)
Lineage: Eukaryota; Metazoa; Arthropoda; Insecta; Lepidoptera; Pyralidae
Product: circadian clock-controlled protein daywake-like
Exons: 5
Coding region: 99-818 (239 amino acids)
Source: RefSeq, a predicted model, not a curated record